Messenger RNA from Vicia villosa (hairy vetch), 1094 nucleotides. RefSeq names its product mitochondrial import inner membrane translocase subunit TIM23-2-like. Gene Ontology annotation, molecular function: transmembrane protein transporter activity. Lineage: Eukaryota; Viridiplantae; Streptophyta; Magnoliopsida; Fabales; Fabaceae. Bases 180 to 746 code for a protein of 188 amino acids. The transcript has 2 exons. Gene Ontology annotation, cellular component: TIM23 mitochondrial import inner membrane translocase complex; mitochondrial inner membrane. The record is from RefSeq and is a predicted model, not a curated record. Gene Ontology annotation, biological process: protein import into mitochondrial matrix.
AGAUAAACCCGGUUCAAUACCAAACCCGGUUCAUCUUCCGAAUCAAUUCCAACGCGCCGCCAUACAGUCUUGAUCUCCUAAAUCUCAAGAUUCUCCACACAAACAGCGUCGUUCUUCGGCAGCACACGCAUUCUCUCUCAUCCCAAACCCUAACCCUAGAGUCUGGAAGCGUCUCUCCCAUGGCGUACCAGACCCCCAACCACGAUUCACCUUCCGAUUCCAAUACCCAAAAGCGUCUCUACAAUCCCUACAAAGACCUCGAAGUCCCCAUUCGAAAUCUCUACCAGCUCCCAACCUCCCCCGAGCACCUUUUCGUCGAAGAGGCCGCCCGAAAACACCGCUCCUGGGGAGAAACUCUAACCUUCCUCACCGGCUGCGGCUACCUUGGCGGCGCCGUUGCUGGCGCCGGCGUAGGCCUCGUUGAAGGCGUUAAAUCGUUCGAGUCAGGAGACACCAUGAAGCUCAGAGUCAAUCGGAUUCUCAACUCGUCGGGUCAUACCGGUCGAACGUGGGGGAACCGCCUCGGAGUGAUCGGGUUGCUUUACGCAGGCAUUGAGAGCGGGAUCACGGCUGCGAGAGACACCGACGAUGUGUUGAACAGUAUAGCGGCGGGGCUUGGGACUGGCGUGUUGUAUCGAGCUGCGAGAGGGGUUAGAUCGGCUGCUGUGGCAGGUGCUGUUGGUGGAGUUGUGGUUGGAGUGGCUGUCACGGCGAAGCAGGCGUUGAAACGCUACGUGCCGAUUUGAGGAUCAUCAUGAUUGUCUUGCAAGGUGUUGUUUGGGGCUAAAGCUGACUGAAGAAAAUCUUCUGAGUGAGUUAUUGCUGCCACUUAAUUUCUAUCAAAGGGAAGGAUAGCCUACUGUUAUAUAUUUGUGCAACCCCUGCUUAGUAUGUGUAUCAUCCCGCUAGAUUAUAAUAUCUGGCUUCUCCAUUAGUUAAAAUCUUACACGGCCUUGAUUAUUUGAACUUCCAAAAAUGUAAAGGAAAGGCUGUGUUGUUAUUUGUUUUGUAGUUUCCUGUUAACUUGGGCUUGUCGGUGUUUCCCCUUCCUGGAUUGCAUUAUUCUGGUCACUAAGUAGUAUGUUCCUCAGCAA